UGUAGUUAAAUACGAAUACAAAAAUAUAACUCAAAACAUAGCCAUAAGUUUUCAGUGUUUGUUGAUCGAAUCAAUAAAUAAUAAUCAAGUGCUAUUCGGUAUAUAAAUGUAUAAAAUAUAAAUUAAAGAAUUGUUGAAAGUGGCUAACAAAAGAAGCAAAAAAUAGUUAAGACCAAAGUUUAACUAUCGAUUUAGAGGAAGUCACUUUAUCGAAACGCUUUCGGAAUCAAAGCCAAUCCAAAGAAAGUUGACCGGCAAAGGAGACGUACAAGAGCAGAGCAAACAGACGAUAUGCGUAUAGGCCAGGCCAAAAAGGACAAGAUAACAAAUCCCCCGGCAGCACUUAAGGCAUAAAUCUCAAACUCAAUCAAGCAGACGGGGAAGACGGCGGCUACCAGACAGAGACAAACGAUGUAAGUGGCUGGUGCUGCUCAUCUGGAUAUUGGGACAAGGAGCCGGGACAGCAGAAAGAGUACUCCCCAUCUUGGUCGUGCAUGCUGAUUUCGGGACAAGUGGCGACCGCAACAAAGGACAUUCAGCCACAAAGCCUUCAAGGACACAACAACUACACAACAUGGCCAGGUUCACCGAGGAAUUCUCCUUUUUUAGUGCAUUUGCCGGCUGUUUGAAUUAUGGCCUUUGUCAACAUGUCGCUGCCGUUGCCAGCCACGGUUAAGCUGAGCACAUCCCGCGCCAAAAAGCCGCUGAUCGAGUGCAAUCCGGGCCAGAAUGCGGCCACCAUUGGCGAUGCCAGCGUCGACGGGAUUGCAGCCGACUGAAGUGCAUUCGCAUCCGCACUCGCAGCCGGUGCACGUGCCUGCCACGCUCUCGAAUUCACAGGAGAUCAAUCCGGAUCGAAAUACCCACAGCCACGCCAAACUGCCCCCACUGGAACUGCUGGUGGAGAACAGGAUUAGCUACAGCAGCUUGUACCAGCAGCACUCGCAGGAUCUUAAGAGCCAGAGCCAUAACCAUAACCACAACCACAACCAGAGCCGCUCCAAGCGGAAUUCACUGAGCAGUCCCUCGUCCAGCGAGGAUUGUGUAAGCGCGGCCAGGGCCAGUGUCUUUGAUGACGCCGCCGAGAGCUUUGUGAUCAACUUUCCCUCGGAAUCGGCGACCGCACAGCAUUUGCUGCCACUCUCGGAGACAGUGCCGCUACUGACCCACAUAGAGGCCACAGUGGUGGAUAAGCAGCGAUCCAUAAGGCUGAACAAGAAUAGUGCCUCGCUUAUCUUCACCAAGAAGGAGUUGUCUCAGGGAAGCCAUCAACAUCAUCACCAGCACCAACAUCAGCAGCAGCAGAGGCGCCAGCACCACAGCAGUCUCUACGGAGUGGGCAGGAAGCCCACCAAGCACCUGCCUCCCACCCGAGGUCAGCACCAGCGGCGCAGUCUACCGCUCAGCUACAACAACAACAAUCUGGUGACCACAACUCCAGCAACAGCAGCAGGAGGAGGAGCGGUAGGAGCAGUAGGAACUGCCAAGCUUGUGCCGCUCAAGCAGCACCACGGAACAGGUUACACGGCACCACCCACGGCUAACGUUGUCAGUGGAGGCGCGGGAGCUGCGGCUCCGUCCGCCCGCAAACAGCUCUCCUACUCCUGGUACGCGCCCGUCUACAGUGCACUCGAAGAGGAGCUGGAACAGGACUCGCGGGACUCCUCGCCAAUCCACAAUCUGGCCAACACAAAGCAGAACCAGCGCUCCGCCAGCCAGAAGGCCACCAGUGCCGCCUCCACCACCCUGCAUGCCACGCCCCGCCACGCCCACGGCCACGAUUCCGGCGACGCUGAAACGGUUGCGCUACUGGACACACAGGCGCGGAGCAAGGUCAUCAUUUCCUCGGCGAAUGGCGACGCAGGCGGAGCAGGAGGAGGCGGUGGAGGUGGCUCUGGAGCAGGAGGAGCGCUGGCAGUCAAUGGCGGAGCUGCCCACGAUUUGGAGAGCUCACUGGGACUUUCGGGGGGCGGACAGUUGCCGCGAAGACGUCGUCUUGAGAACUUUCUCAAGUCCCUGGUGGGUCUCAAAGCUAGUAGCAGUCGAGCGGCGGCAGGAGGAGGAGGAGGCGCCGCAGUUGGCGGUAUACCCGAUCGGGAGCGACCUGCCUCGCCGGAGAUACGGAUCACACGCACUCCCUCCGAACAGGAUGUGGUGCUCCGGGAUCCCUCUGGCCGCCAGCUAGCUAAUGUCCAUGGACGGGGCAGUCUGAGCAUCAGCGGCUCGAGCAGCUCCUUGAAUGUCGUCCAGCAGAAGAUAUGGCACAUCAUGCGACGCGAGGGAAGCGCCAGCAGCCUGCACCAGGAGAAGUCCCAGUCCAUUGUCCAGUACACGGGACUGCGCAAGUGCGAGACUGUCCUGGCUCUCACCCGUCAAUCCCAAUCGCAGAAUCACGGCAACGGACACGGCCUGAGCCAGAGCCGAAGUCAGGGUCACUCACUAGCCGUUCAUGGUAGCGGGAUCUUCAGCUCGGGAGGCGUGGAGCAGAUCCGACCCCUGAAUCGCCUGCGGAACAGUAUGAGCAGCAUGAAUGGCGUGGGCACCUGUUCGCGCUGCUCCAGCAUCCUAUCGCUGGCUGCCUCCGGCUCACGGUAUUCCCUGUCCAAUGGCUUUGUCCCCAGGCCGGACUCGGCGCUGAAUCAGCGGGAAGUGGAGGAGCUGCUGCAGCAGCAGCGCCGCAGUCAGGAGCCGCACAUCAACGUGAAUGCCCAGAUCAGGCUCAGCGGAGGAGCAACGGCCGGCUCGAGCAGUCCCAGUCCGCCGUCCAAUGUCACAACGGCCACGCUGCACUCCAGCUGCGCCGCCAAUCUGAACCUUGGGGAGCAGCAGCAGCAGCAGGGGACAUCGACGCCCGCCACUCCUACGGCGCCUGGAGCAUCCCCUGGCGGUGAACUAGCACCCUUUGGUACCGAUCACGCCUACCCGCUGACAGUGACAUCGCUGCUCUCCAUGGCCAGUGCCAAUCAGGCGGCCCAGGCCUGUUGUGUGCGGGACGGGAUUGCGCUAAAACGGCGCGAGAUGCUUGCCUCCGCGGAUGUAACGCCCUCUGCGGGCACUCCGGCCACGCCCACCACCGUCAACUUCCAGCCCUUUACCUGCAAGCUGUGUCUGAUCGAUGUGGAGGAGGUGGGCGAGGCCAUGUCGCUGCAUCAGUGCGGCUGUCAGUUCUGCAUCGAGUGCAUGCGGGCCUAUGUGGAAUUCGAGAUCUCUGAGGGCGCCUACGAAAUCUCCUGCCCGGACGCCAAGUGUCCGGCUCAGGGGGCCAUUUCCCUGCCGGAGAUCGCUAGCCUGACCACAACGAAUCAGCUGAAGAAGCAUCAUCGCUAUCGCCUAAAUCGAGAAAUCGAGUUGGACAAGACGCGCACCUGGUGCCCGCGUGCUGGCUGCGAGACCAUCUGCGUGGUGGGCGGAGCUCCUCAGCCCGGCGCCAUUUGCCAAAUGGAUGAGUCGCCUUCGACCUCGCAGAGCUACACGCCACAGCAGGAGGCGGCAUCGGGUAGUGCAGGUGGAAGUGCCGAGGCCGGAAACGGAACAGCAGUUGUGCUUUCCGUGGCCGUGCACUGUCCCUCCUGCAAGGACGAGUUCUGUGGCCUCUGCAAGAAGGCGUACCAUCCAAACAUUAGUUGCGAUGAGUUUGGACGCCGUCUGAUUGCCGAUGGCCAGGACGACAUUGGGAUACCGUUCGACAACGAGCUGAUCAAGUGCUGCCCCAUGUGCGCGGUGCCCAUCGAGAAGGACGAGGGCUGUGCCCAGAUGAUGUGCAAGCGCUGCAAGCACGUCUUCUGCUGGUACUGCCUGGCCAGUUUGGACGACGACUUUCUGCUGCGUCACUAUGACAAGGGACCGUGCAAGAACAAGUUGGGUCACUCGCGCGCCUCCGUGGUCUGGCAUCGCGCCCAGGUGAUCGGUAUCUUUGCCGGCUUCGGCAUCCUGCUGCUGGUGGCCUCGCCCCUAUUACUUUUGGCUGCUCCAUGCAUCAUCUGCUGCAAGUGUCGAGGCUGCAGCGGCUCCAAGAUCGACGAGGUGGACGCCGAGCUGGAGGAAGAGGUCACCGCCCUGCAAGGCUAGGCGGGCAUGCUUCUGACUCUUUCGGCUGCCGCCCUUAAAACUGGUAGAUUCUAUUGUUAAUGGCGACGACGACGAGCAGCUUACGUACAUUUAUUUUAGUUAUUAUAAUUAUUAUUGCAUAUGUGUUAACUAAAUUGUGAUAUUUACAGUGAUUCGAUUGCUAAUUGAAUCGACAAAUUUGUUGAGAACCUAUACAAAGACAAGACGCCUUCGAUUCUCCUUUGGGUUCUGUCUCUAUAUAUUCUUUCCUCCCCCACUUAUGGAUAUACCUACGUAUAUAUAUUCGACUAAAUCAACCUGUAUAAAGCAAAAGUUCUUAGCGAUAAGUUAGUCUAAUUCUUCUUAGAGUACGCCUCGUAUUUCAACAACAGUGCUUUUAUAUCGCACCCCACUCACACCCCACACCCCACACCCGACACCCACUCACCCCACAAACCUUUUCUCAAGUAUUACACAUGCAACUAACACACGAGCCCGCGAUCUUUUGGGUUAUUCGAUCAACUGCUGCUUGGCAAUGCUUUUAUCUACACCCUGCAUUCACGCGCGCAUAUAUAUAGUAUAUAGGAGGUAUAUAUGAUGAUGAUGAUGUCACUACUACUAAUGUUUAUUGUAUUUAAUUGUAAAUGUUAAUUAAUAAAGCAGCUAAAACAAAUGUAAAACAAGUGUCCGCUCUCGUGCAGCUCGGGCUGUCAGGACUUGUGGUUAAUGUAAAUUAUUGAUUUAUUUAAUGCAUAUACACUCAGAACAUACAUAUAUAUACACAUAUAUCAAAAUAUACGUAUGACAUAAAAAUGCGUGUAUAUUAAAAAGAAAACACAUAUUUAAACUCUACUCUUAAUGUGAACAACCACUACCGCGUAUGCUGUUUGAAAUAAAAAUGUUAAACGAA
Drosophila kikkawai is the source of this 4957-nucleotide messenger RNA. Lineage: Eukaryota; Metazoa; Arthropoda; Insecta; Diptera; Drosophilidae. The record is from RefSeq and is a predicted model, not a curated record.